Messenger RNA from Echinostoma caproni, 951 nucleotides. Lineage: Eukaryota; Metazoa; Platyhelminthes; Trematoda; Plagiorchiida; Echinostomatidae. The record is from the annotation of a GenBank genome assembly.
AUGAUGGAACCAAGGCUUGAGCGGGUGCGCGUUGAGGGUCUGGUCUUGUUGAAAGUCAUUAAGCACUACCAGGAUGAAGCUGUAUCAAGCCAGUAUCCAGUUCAUGGAGUUUUACUGGGCCUCCGCAAGGGAAAUGAGCUGGAAGUGACCAAUUGCUUUCCCUUACCCAAAACUCAAGAUGACGAUCCGAACGCUAACGAAACUUUAAAUGCAUUCGAAACUAAAAUGAUCAAAAUUCUUCGUCAGCUCAAUGUGGAUUAUCUCAACGUUGGCUUUUAUCAAAGCGGACCUGGUGGUGUGACCAUCAACAGGGCUAACAUUGAUAAUAUAUUCCAACGUCAGGUUGAUGUUCCUGAAUCCAUCCUUUUGACGUAUGAUCCAACGAGGACUGCUCGGGGCCAGAUUGGCCUGAAGGCAUACCAACUGUCACCGGAUUUGCUUACGGCCCGAGAGGAAGCGGAGCGCCGUUUGCGACUAUCCACAAAUAUCAAGGGUCCAGAUGUGUUUUGGGAAUGUGAAGCUGCCACAGCUUUGGGUCGGAGUAAUUUCACGCGUCUGUUGGAUGAAGUACCCGUAGUUAUUCACAACUCGCAUCUGGUGAACAUCGUGUUGUGCGACAUAAUGGGUGAUGACGAACUGUCGAGGUCCACUCAAUCGAAUAAUUCAUCCAUUUUGGAUCUGGCCCCGCCCUUACCAAGCGAUCAUCCCGGUCGGUAUUCUGCAUUGAAUUUGAGCAUGGCCACUAGUCUGGAACAACAGUUACGUUCGUUACUGUCUGGACUGGAUAAUGUGCACGAUUAUCAGUAUUUGUAUCAAAGAAGUCUGGCCAAAUCACAAUCAUCUGGAAUAGGAAAGGUAUUUGGUCAUGUGUUAGAUAUGGUUCAUUUAAUUUUUCGUCUACUAUGCGUUUGCGUGUUUGUUGGUUCCGGACUAUUGGGCUUGACGUGGUAA